AGAAGGCAAUGUAAAUGUAACCUGCUUGAAUGGAUGUAGCUCUGCCACUAUGGCUGUCAGAAAGAGUUUGUAGAUGAGCUCCACAGAUAAAGCAGCAUGUGGAGAACAGAGACUAACUAUGACAAAUGGAGCCAGCCAGGCUGGAGGAUAGAACAGACGUAUGGGAACAAAGUGCUCAUCGGCAACUGGGUGGAGGAAAGACUGCAGUUCACUAGGGAGAACCGGACAGGAAACAGCACCAACCGUCUAGACUACCGGCCGCAGUGGGACUACCAGCCAGACACCUUUGUGCGAAGAACAGCAGUGCGACAUGGAGAGGGUCUGCCCUCCAAGCUGUUACUGGGACACCAUAGCAUCCCCAAUGCCCACUUCUUGGUCAGUCAGUAUGAUGAGCAGUUCGGCAGCAAAAGAGAUGCCACCAUAGCCUUGGCGCCAAAGCUUCGAAAGUGGGACUCUAACAAACUGGCUUGGCUUCCAGAGCGCUCGGACCAUGCUACCAAAGCGCCUCCCACCAACUACGGCCUGACGGCGGCCCGCUCAGCGCGUCUCCACGAGCAGCAGCGGAGCAGCGUGCUUCCCUCGGUCAGCGCGUACCGCUCGGCCUACCCGCCGCCCCCGCGCUCCGCCCUGUGCCACCCGAGUCACGCCAGCAUACGCCCACGACCCUGCCAGUACCCCAUACUGCUCCCACACCUUCCAGAUCAGCCCGACACGCCGUCAGUCCAGACCACUGCCUGAUAAAAGACAUCUGAUGAUGAAGACUCAUGAAGUUGAAACGUAAUCCUUCCAUGAAAUAAUAAUAAUAAAAAAAGAACGUUUUUCA
Molecule: messenger RNA, 823 nt
Organism: Engraulis encrasicolus (European anchovy)
Lineage: Eukaryota; Metazoa; Chordata; Actinopteri; Clupeiformes; Engraulidae
Gene: cfap107
Product: cilia and flagella associated protein 107
Exons: 4
Coding region: 97-738 (213 amino acids)
Source: RefSeq, a predicted model, not a curated record